ACUCAACUGAGUCAAGUCUACCCCGGAAAGCUCUUCCAACUAACUUUACAGAUUCUACGGGGCAAUUUACCUGCUCUUAACAAUUCCGGGUUUGGUAAUAACAACAUUUCCUAUCAAUACAGAACAAAAAGAGCCCAAAAAAGCUGCCAUUCUUCUGUUGAAUGUUUAAUAAUGGCCAUUUUAAUUGCUGUCACCACCAGCACCAGCACCAGCACCAGCAGCUGCACCCAAAUUCCUUCUUUCUCUCCUCUUCCUCUCUCUCGUUUUUAAGAUUAACGCCAGUGCAUCGUCCUAACUCCUAACCACUUUUUUGGGUUUUUGGUUUUUGGUUUUUGGGGGUUCCUUCUAACUCAGCGUCCUGGCACCUUGUUUCCUCAGACCCCCGGGAGAUUUGAUUUAUGUGAUGAGAGAUCAUUUGAAUUCGGAUUUGUUCGACCCGAGAACGGAGAUGGACCCCGAUUACUCCCGUGGGGCCUCCUCCGCCUCCGAUGGUGACUUCGGCUUUGCUUUCAACGACAGUAAUUUCUCUGAUCGCCUUCUCAAGAUCGAGAUCAUGGGUGGUCCUUCUGAGUGCUGUCUUGAUGGGGAGGGUUGUACUACCGUCGCCGAUUGGGCUCGCCAUCGCAAGAGGCGCAGAGAAGACAUCAAAAAGGAAACCGCUUUGGAUCUUACUCUUGGUGCUGAAGAGCAGAUUUUAACUGGCAAUCAGCCGGAUAUGGAUGAUGGUGUGGGCUGUGAAAAUCAAGAUGAAGAAGCUGAGGCAAUGGUUGAAGAGACCUCAGGUGGUAAAUUCACUAUGCUAUAGGCCUAACUAUAUUCAAAGAUAAAUUCUUUUCCUUGACCCAUUCUAUACUUUUAUCACCGUGCAUCAGUUAGCUCUUAUCUUUUACACAAGCAAGUUGUUUUGCAUGUGGCUUGAGUGCGCUUUUGUUUUUUUGCAGGUGAUGAAGCGGCAGAUAGCAAUGAAUUGUCAUGGAGCAUGGAUUGUUCUACUGUUCUCAGAGUUAAAACAUUGCACAUCAGCUCUCCUAUUUUAGCAGCAAAAAGUCCAUUUUUCUACAAGCUUUUCUCAAAUGGAAUGAGGGAGUCGGAGCAACGACAUGUAACCCUAAGAAUCAAUGCUUCAGGUAUAU
Molecule: messenger RNA, 1133 nt
Organism: Rubroshorea leprosula
Lineage: Eukaryota; Viridiplantae; Streptophyta; Magnoliopsida; Malvales; Dipterocarpaceae
Source: the annotation of a GenBank genome assembly